UGUAAACAAAAAUACGUAGUGACAGCGUGCGUGGGUGGGAAACAAAAAUAUUGUGAAACAUUCAAUGAAGUUCACGACGUCGGCAUAUCUGUGUGAAACACAUGGCAACACUUCCGAAAUUAAACAGAAGAAUUUACCGAAAUUUAAAAAAGUGAAGUUGUCAUUACAACAAAAUACACAAUGAGUGGCAUAAGGUUGGAUGUACAGUGGUCUCGCAGUCAUCCUACCAAGUUCAUUACGUGGGGCACUGAAAUUUAUCUGUAUGAAGUAUUAUCAAAAGCUGACACACCAAGAGCAACAUGUAUAAAGGUGUCAGACAGUACAUAUGCGAAUCUGCUAGCCACAAAUUCGAGCCAUCACUACAUCAAAUGCAUUGACAUAUUUCCUCACCCAGAACCGGAUAUCCUCCUGGCUGUAGGACAAGCAAGUGGCAAAGUGACACUCACUGCUUUUGGACCAACUGUGUUUGAUUCCAGAGGGAUUACUGGCAAGGAACUUGUCCCAAGACAUUCAAGACAAUGUAAUGGUGUUGCUUGGAGUCCUGUGGAUAGCAAUUUACUUGCUGUUGGUUUAGACAAAAACAGAGCUGACCACUCAUUGUUGGUUUGGGACUUAACCAGAUGUCAUUUGCAACAGCAGAUGCCUGACAGUGUUCGGCCUUGUGCAGAACUAGGGCUGUCAGAGACAACUCACUCAUUAGCCUGGUUACAGCCAAGAAAUAUUGUAUUAGGAAUGAACAGUAAACAUUUGAAAGUAUUUGACAUCAGGGAUUCGAACAGAGCAGUGAACGCAACUAACACAAAAGCUGUGUUUGGUGUCUGUAUUGAUCCACACAUGGAGAACCAGUUAGCAUCAUUUAUUGAAAACCAGAUAUAUAUUUGGGACCUGAGAAACUUUGAGAAGCCUGUGCUCACACUAAAUCAAGGGAAACCUGUCACAAAGAUUUUAUGGUGUCCUACCAGACGUAAUCUUCUGGGGUCGUUGCUUAGAGAUAGUUGCUCCAUAAAUCUGCAUGAUAUUCGGCACACAGUUGUGGGAACUGAUGAAGUGGAACCAACGCUCUUGGAGAGAAGUGUGCAGCCAUGUAGUACACACAGCAUAACAUCAUUUUCAUGGCAUCCGGCUUCCGAGAACAGAUUAAUUGCUAUUGAUGCUGUAGGAUCAAUCAGGGACUAUAUUGUAUCAGAAAGAAUUACAGUGAACUGUUCUCCACGAUUUGACCUAGUUUGGAUUCAUGGUGGUAGAUCUCUGAAAAAACUCAAUGAAAAUUUUGCAGUUUAUGGAUUAUGCAGUGAUAUUUCCACAACAAUGAAGAAAAGAGCUAUGAAUGAAUAUGGGCUGAAGCCUGAUAUAUCUCAGAAUGGAAGAUUAGCUGAGGAUGAAAUGCUGAACUCUAUUUGGAAAUGGGUUGGUGUAGCUCAGUCUCUUGUUGAAGAAGGGGUUAUACGUGCAAACUGUGGCAGAAUUCCUGGAAUUAGGAACAUUCUCAGGUUGGAACCUGUGCAAGUAAAUAUGAUACCAGGGAUGAAGUCAGAGAUGGUCACAAUGCCUUGGGCAGAUCUUGGAAGUACAGGAGCACAUGUUGCUGCUAAAAUAUAUAAAAGUGAAGAGAGGGAUAAAGCAUUGCAGCUUUGUGGUUGGAAAAUUGAUUCCCAAUCUUUGUCAGACUUUCUUGAUGGCCUAGAGGUGGAAGGAUCAUACUCCCGUGCAGCUGCCAUUGCCGUGUUCAACCUCAGGCUGAGACUUGCAGUUGAGAUGUUGAAUCGUGGCGCCUCUAGGAAUAAUGAUUCCAAAUAUACAAUUGUGGCCAUGGCCCUGUCUGGGUUUUCAGAUGAUAAAAACAGCAUGUGGCGAGAACUUUGCAUCACGUCUCGCUCUCAUCUCUCUGAUCCUUAUCUGCGUGCUCUAUUUGCGUUUCUCACUGCAGACUCUGAGAAUUAUGAUGGCAUCUUAAAUGAAGCUGGCAUUGCAGUAUCAGACAAAGUGGCUUUUGCUUGUGUAUUCCUGUCUGAUGUGCGACUAGCUGAUUAUCUCCAGCAACUAACUGUUUCAUUAACUGAAGAGGGUUCACUUUCUGGAUUCCUGCUCACAGGUUCAAGUGGCGAAAUCAUUCAAAUUAUGCAAAAUUAUGUUAAUAAUACUGGAGAUGUUCAGAGUGUGAGCCUUUUAGCCAUACAGACCUUCACUCAAGAACUCUUGGAUAACGAUACUACACAAUCGUGGAUUGAAAGUUACCGUGAUUUACUGGACACUUGGCAGCUGUGGAAUCAAAGAGCACAAUUUGACAUUGUAUUCAGAACGUGCUGUCCCAGUAAACCACCAGCACAACAAGUUUUCGUCUCAUGCAACUUUUGUGGCAAGAGCAUAUCAGCACAGAUGCAGGGUCAUAAUAAAAAUAGAGGACCAUUUGCUCGUCUGGGUACUACAGCACAGAAACUGAAGAUGUCAGCAUGUCCUCAGUGCCGUAAACCAUUACCACGAUGUGCUAUUUGCCUCAUGCAUAUGGGCACAGCAUCAGGCACUUGCCCUGGAGGUGUAGCAAAAUUGACGGAAUUUUCUUCAUGGUUCACUUGGUGUCAAACAUGUCGUCAUGGAGGUCAUGCUGGACAUAUGGCUCAGUGGUUCCGGGAGCAUCUGGAAUGUCCUGUCACGGCUUGUAAUUGUCGCUGCUUGUCGUUGGAUGCGGCAAGCCAAAUUGGUCCUCUACAGUUGUGUAAAGCGUGAUACUUAUAAUUUUGGAACAGUGCAGUUCAUGAUUAUUCUUGUCUUUGCCUGAUAGUGCUAUUUUCUUAUGAUAUAUGUUUUCAGUUGAAAAACAAUAGCUUCAGUUUCAUACAUGGGUAGUAAAGGGAUGCAGUUUUUACUGAAGAUCAUUCUUGAAAUAUCCAUACACAGCUUCAUUUGUGGAAGUGGGGCAGUAGUCCUGCUUCAGCCCAUAUCUGAUGUAGGCUGAAGGAGCCCAUGUCCAUUUAACUCUGGCUAAGUCAACCACAGGACUGCUGCCUUCUUCCACAAAUGAAACAAUGUAUGGAUAUUCCAGACAUGGUCUUUAAGUUGAAACUGUGGAAAUUGGUCAGCCAUGGGACUGCCGCCUUCCUUCACAAAUGAAGCGAUGUGUGGGUAUUCCAGACAUGGUCUUAAGUGUAAACUGUGGAAAUUGGUCUUAUGCCCCUUUACCUCUCUGCUGCAAAUUUGUUUGAAUGUUACUCUCACUCAAGAGCUCUCACAUUGUUUGCUGAAUUUGUUUUAAAGCCGAAAGGCAAUAAAACAUUCAUGGAUAUUAAUAUACAGUUGUGAAACAUGUCCCAGUGACAUUGUUGCACUGUGUGCAGAUAUAAAUAAGAGUGACUGUUGUAACAGGUCCUUAAUAUUCCAUCAGACUAACUGUUGGUUUGAGGCAUCACUUUAUUCCAAUAACUAUGAUCUUAAUUAGUGCACAUGUUCUGUCAUAACUGUAAACUUUCAACAUUUUAAUUAUUUUUUUUUAAAACUGGAACAAAUUAUUUCCCCCUCCCCCCCCCCCCCC
This is a messenger RNA of Schistocerca cancellata (South American locust), 3526 nucleotides long. It is a transcript of the gene mio, whose product is annotated as GATOR complex protein MIOS. Gene Ontology annotation, molecular function: protein binding. The record is from RefSeq and is a predicted model, not a curated record. Lineage: Eukaryota; Metazoa; Arthropoda; Insecta; Orthoptera; Acrididae. Gene Ontology annotation, cellular component: cytoplasm. The coding region runs from base 181 to 2724 and encodes 847 amino acids. The transcript has 16 exons. Gene Ontology annotation, biological process: cellular response to amino acid starvation; positive regulation of TORC1 signaling.